This is a messenger RNA of Fusarium graminearum PH-1, 897 nucleotides long. RefSeq lists its product as uncharacterized. The coding region runs from base 164 to 775 and encodes 203 amino acids. Lineage: Eukaryota; Fungi; Ascomycota; Sordariomycetes; Hypocreales; Nectriaceae. The record is from RefSeq and is a predicted model, not a curated record. The transcript has a single exon.
CUAUUUUUAUUGCUCACAGCCGCGCUGUACGACCUGACCGCAGUCAUUCACUGCCUUUGUUGCCAAGUCCCUGGAGGAUAUUUAAAUACCCUGUUUCUACUCUCUUCACCACUCAAAUCAUCAUCACCAACCAACACAAACACUCUACACUCUAUUCGGCACUAUGAAGUUCAUCACUCUAUCCGCCAUUCUCGGCCUCGCUGGUGCCUCAGCAGCUGCCCUCACCGCAGUUCCCAUCAUUGAGAAAAUCGCCCCCAAGUCAAAGAGCUGCCCCUCUGGAAAUAAAGACUGCCGCACCGCCGAACAAGCUGCGCCUUUCCUCAUCAAUGCCUUCAAGGACUACGACAUUUAUGACACCAAGAUGAUGGCCGCUGUACUUGCCCUCAUGGCUUUUGAGUCGGGCGACUUCCAGUACAAGCGCAACCAAGUCCCCGGCAGACCCGGCCAGGGUACAGCCAACAUGCAGAUGCCCAACUACAACCUUCUCUAUGCAAAGUCCAUUCCUGAACUUGCAUCCAAGUUUGAGGGUGUCGACUCCGUUGACGGCAUGUCGGAUGACGACCUCAACAAACUGCUCGACGCUGUUACCGUCGACAAGUACAACUUUGCCUCUGGUGCUUGGUUCCUUGCUAAGCAGUGCAAGCAAGACGUGAGGGACGCUUUCAAGAAGGACGCCGAUGCGGGCUUCAAGGUUUACAUCGAGGAGUGUGUUGGUACUGAGGUCGAGCCCAGACUGGAGGUCUUUGGUGUCGCCAAGGAGGCCUUUGGACUGUAAAUUAUGGAAUGGGUCGGGUUGAUAUCUGUUGGGCAGAUGGAGCGUGUUUAUGCAGCAUUUCUUUUCUACAGCCUCUUUCGUAAAUAGCACUCUUGUCGAUUCUAUUUACUUUUAUACCACCA